UAUAAAUCUUGAGAAAAUUAAAGAAAGCAGAGAUUAUCACAGCCACUGAUAAGCCCUGAAGAUCACCAGAAAACCCUCACUUCUCCAUUGUUUUCGCCCUCAUCACACUUACACUCAUUCACGUGUCUCUUCUCUCACCAAAAUUCUUCCACGUUUAGUUUUUGCAAAUCACACUUAUGAUGAUAAUGAUGACAGAUUAGCAUGUGUUUAAGCUUUUUAAUUAAUUAAUUAUAAUUACUUUUACCCUUUUAGGCUUUAAUUUGUCAUCAAGUGCAAAAGUAAAUGACAUUGGUUAUCAGAGAAAGGAGGCACCAACAAGCUCUAAGGCUCUCUUUGCCGCAAAGAAACCCUCCUUCGUUAUCGUCGUCGUCGUCGUCAUCGUCGUCGUCGUCACCACUUCCACAUGCAUCAGUAUCGUUAUCAGGAUCUUCUUCAUCCUCCUCCUCGGUCGUAGUUAACCUCUCAGACCUCGAGAAGCUUGCGGUUCUUGGCCAUGGAAACGAUGGCAUAGUGUACAAGGUUCGACACAAGAAGAGUCAUUGCUUCUACGCAUUGAAAGUGAUACGCUCCAACUCGAUAAUCGGCAUUGAUGGCAGCCCUAACCACGUGGAGGCCGAGAUUCUGAAGAAGAUGGAUUCGCCGUACGUAGUGAAGUGCCAUGCGGUUUUCGACAACGGUUCUUGCAGUGAUAAUGGUGUAAGCUUUGUUAUGGAGUACAUGGGUGGAGGGUCGUUGUAUGAUAUCUUGAAACAUCAUCGUACACUGUCGGAGGAUGUGAUCUCUGAUGUUGCGAAGCGCGUGUUGGAAGGGCUUAACUAUUUGCAUGCCAUGCACGUUGUGCACAGAGACAUUAAGCCCUCGAACUUGCUCGUGAAUGAGAAGGGUGAGGUGAAGAUAGCGGAUUUUGGGGUGAGCCACGUGGUGGUGGAAGAGAAAGAGAGUAAUGGUGGUGGUGGUGAUUAUGAUCUUCAUCACUAUGGCAAUGCAGGCACGUGUGCAUACAUGAGUCCUGAAAGGAUUGAUCCUGAGAGUUGGAGAGGAGGUGGUGGUGAGGAUGGUUUUGCCGGCGAUGUUUGGUCGAUGGGGGUGGUGGUUUUGGAGUGCUUUCUGGGGCAUUUUCCGUUGAUCGGGGCGGAGCAGAGACCGGACUGGGCAACACUGAUGUGUGCCAUUUGCUUUGGGGAAAAGGUGGAGAUGCCAGAGACGGCGUCGCCGGAGUUCAAGAGCUUUGUACUGAGGUGUCUUGAGAAGGAUUGGAGGAAGAGGGCAACAGUGAAGGAGCUUCUUCAACACCCUUUUGUGAAUACAGGGUGCUGCAAUUUCAGUAGAAAAAGGCUUGGUGAUUAUGUUGUUCUUCAGGGGUGAAUGAUUUAGCAGAGUUUUGGUUUUAGAGUCAUCUGAUCUUUUUUAGUUUUAUUCUUAAUUAUAAGAUAGGUGAGAUGUGAACAUAGUACUCGGCUUUUGUGUUUAUGGUUUUGGAAAUACACUGGUUGGUGAACAUGGCAUACUGGAAAAAUAUCUGUUCCAUAUUCAUAGGGAAUUCAGUUUUAUUUCUUCAAGUCUGAACAUAAAC
This is a messenger RNA of Arachis ipaensis, 1573 nucleotides long. It is a transcript of the gene MKK10, whose product is annotated as MAP kinase kinase 10. Lineage: Eukaryota; Viridiplantae; Streptophyta; Magnoliopsida; Fabales; Fabaceae. Gene Ontology annotation, biological process: protein phosphorylation; MAPK cascade. Gene Ontology annotation, molecular function: ATP binding; MAP kinase kinase activity. The record is from RefSeq and is a predicted model, not a curated record.